UUUGUUGUUUCUGAAUUCAGUCAAAGUGGGUUUACAGUUUGGCCAUUUGGGCUGACACUUAUCAUUUCUGGAUGUUUUAGCAGAUAGAAGUGGUAACCAGCAUAAUCCUUUAACUUUAAGGGACUGUUUUCCAAACCGCGCCUCUCUCCCACACACUGAAAGCUGAAAGGUGCUUUACUACCUCCCAUUAUGUCUUCUUAAUUAGUAUUCCCUACUUACUCGUUCUGCAUUUUUGCCUGCCACCAGCCAUAAAUCGCCCAUCUUCCAACAAGUGGAGCUGUUUUUGUUUUUGUGUGCGAGCUGAAGAGGAGCAUCUACUCUUUUAACUAAACUGAUAUUAACUUCAGUGCAGCAAGAUAUCAAACGAGGUAGUACAGCAGAGAGAUAUCGACACUGGUGGGUGUCAGUUGUAUGAACCUCAGCAUUAGACUUUGGGCAAAGUUUCCGACCUAGAGAGGCUCUGGAGCAGCAGGCUAACGGACUGUCCUCACCGCUGUCAUGGAGGGAGGAGGAGAGUGGAAGAGAGUCUGCACUGUAACGCUCACCGCACUCUUCAUUCAAGAAGUGGCAGGGUUGAGCAUGAGAAACGAACAGUUGGGAAAGUGUGUGCAGGUACAGGAGGGCCAAGCCCACAGCAGUGUGAGCCUGGAGGACUGCAAACCAGGCUUGGCCCUUCAGGAGUGGCGCUGGAGCUCGGAGAGCCGAACCCUCAGAAACCCGCAGACAGGCAAAUGCUUGACUGCCAUCCAGAUCACAGAGCAUGAGAACGUUGGGCUGUGGGCCUGCAGCCCUGCAGAAAACGAAGGCCAGGCCUGGAGCUGCUCGAAGAAGGGCCAUCUGACCCUCCAUGGCAAAGGCUUACAUCUGAGUGCGCACCAUGACUCCUCCAAGGUGUUUUUGUCCACGGAGCGGGGAAGAAAUAGCAAGUGGAGGACCCUGAGCAAGCAGACAGUGUGUGAGGAGAAGGAGGAAACAGAUCAUGUGCCUGAGAAGACAGGACCCCGCAUCAUUGCUAAAAUCCGCCUGUGGCAGCCUCCAGCGGAUUAUGGCCUGCCGCCUUCCAAGCCCACCCAGCCAGCUCAAAUCUCAUCUGCAGUUCCAGAAGCAAAUAGUAGCUUGGAUACUUCUCUGAAUCAGCUCAGCAUGGAGUAUGGGUUUGAAUGGAAGGUGACCAUGCUGGUCCUGAGCUCACUUGCUCUCCUCCUUGGAAUGGUGAUUCUCAUCCUAAACAUCUACCAAAACAGGACGAGGAAAACUGUUGUGGUUCUUAAGUCGUACUCUUCAACUGAAGCAGUCAGUCAGCCUGGAUCACCAGUUCCUAGCGAGAGAGCUCCUCUGACCAAACACCCCAUGAGACCCCCCAGAUCCCCCUCUAUCCAGCGUGGGGAGAUCCUUGUUGAGUGGAAGGAUGGCACAGUUACUCCCCUGUUCGACACCUACCUGACCUCCUAAACCAACAACUUCCAUCUUCACAGGAAUAAAAAUGUGUAAUGGUAUGUGUUACACCUUGCUCGACUGUUAGAAACCUGAUUUGCUCUUUCCACUAAGUUCUUCAGGUUUCUGUUUGCUCUUUGGUAUGCUGAGCUCUUUUUUUAACGUCACUUUUCACGGAUGAUUGUCUGUUAGAGUGGCUCUGCAGAUGAUAUCUACAAAAUGUACUAGCAGUGGCCACAAGACUGUAAACAACCAUAAUGCUUGCUUUGAAAUGGAUUUGCUCCACACCCUUUGGUAGCGCCACAUGAAUAGUGGCAGUGCCAGGUGAAACCAUAGGGUGCUUUCAGCAUGGUUGAAUCGAUGUCAGUCAAUGUGUGGGUGGGUGUGCAAAUAUCCACUCUGUGAUUCCCCAGUGGAGUAGACUGAGCUACAGUACACUGUUUACAUUUCAGUAAAACCUCAAAAAGCCUGAAGAAAUUUGCCUAGGGGAGCAUUAACGGAGAAGAUUAUUUACGACUUAGAAACAAAUGGAUUCUGGAUGUCAUUAUACACAUAUUGAACAUUGCCAGAAAAUGUAAAGGGUUCAGCAGAAGUUGGGCGUGAACCUCAAGAAAGACUGUGCUCACCCCUAAGCUAAACUUCUCGUCACGAGUGUUUUGUUCAUAUGUUCAUGUGCACGUUUGAGCAUGUAGCGGUUCAAAAUGUAGUAAACCAGACAGGCAAGUUAGAGUUUAACAUAAAGAGGCAUUUGUGCCUGUCACAACCUGCAGUAAUGUUACAUAAUUACAAACAAGGUAGGGUUCUUAUAAUUAUAAAUGUCACGAAGGUGGUGUAGCUGCUCUGUGAGCCCAUGUAUUGAUGUGACUUCAUGUGACUUCAAGAAGCCUGUGAUAGAGAUAUAGCUAAAUUAAUGAUAAUCAGUAACUAGAUUCUAGAGUUAAUAUAUAAGUAAAUAUAUGUAAAGUUAAUAUUUAAAAGAGAAUAUAUAACUAAUGCAUAAUAUAGCGCUGGCUUGCAAAGUCAUUUGCACUGUUUUAAAUGCCAGAUUUCUCCAACAAUUUUCAAGAUAGAUGGACUAACUUGGUAUAUACAUGUAAAUAACCUAUUAAUUAACAUUUAAAGUUAAGGUUUGCUCCUAUUUGUAUUCUGUUGUAGCUUUUCUCUUCUAGAUUGUACAGUACUGUGCAAAAGUCAGAGAUCACUCUUCAUUCAUUUAAUUUAUGGUCACAAUGGCCAUUAAGUACAAGAUAUUCUUUUUUCAGUGUCAGGGAAAAAUUGAGCAGCUUCUGUGUUUGAUAUGCAAAAUCUUUUAUCUUUUUUUGUUUUGUUUUGUUUUUAUUUAUUUCUCUUUCACUUUUCUCUUCCGUACACAUAUGCAAAUCUUUUUACCUUAUAAGAUAAUAGUAAUAUUCUGAAGAGCUGUGUCUUACGUUUGCACAGGACUGUGUGUGUCCAGAGAAAAUCUUUCCUUCUUGAUUUUCCUCAAUUAUUAUUAAUAACAUAUAACAUAUAAUGCUUAUAUGAAAAGGUUUGUGCACAUUUAUAAUCUUGUGUGCAUUACUCCCCCCUCCAUUAUUCAUACACAUUGACCUUUCAAAUGCAUGCUUUCCUUCAGCUUUUAGGCUGCCAGUGACAAUAACACUAUGAAGCUUUUGGCUCCUUUAACUUUAAGCCUUGGCUUUGCAGCCCAACUGUAAAGUUAUAGUUUUUCUGUACAAGCCAACAUGUUAAAUUCUCUUAAAAGGUAAAAAAUGAUUUUGGUACUAAAAUGGCCUUUCCAGUGAAAGAAGGCAAAUUUGAUUCUACUAUAAAUUUUCCAAUUUAAACAUAAUUGAAUUUUGUCAUUUUAUCUCUUUAAUUGGGAAUGACGGUAUCAUGUGGAAAGGGGAUGUUUAUGAUACCAUGACCUGAGGCUGUUCCUGUUGUCUGUGCCAUGACUGGAUUAGUAAAGAUGCCUUAAAUAUGCAAUGUGUGAGGCUCGUAUAUUCAACCACAACUGUACAUUUAAAUGUAUGUACUAGGUCAGUUUAGAACAUUAUCUCGUACCUUAUUACCUACGUGCAAAUAGACCUAUGCUGAAAACUGGGAUCUCCUUUUCCUUCUUUAUAGACUAGCCAAUGCUGUACAGGUCACUGAUGGGAACUAGAUUUAUUAGAAAACAUGUUAAAUGUUAUGUCAAGCACUUUUAAUAUUUUUAGUAUUUAAAAUCAUUUACAUGUAUAAAAUGUGAACUAACAGGUUUAAUUUAAAAGCCCUAGUGUUUAUAUUAUCAUAACAAUGAAACAUAAAUAGCACAAAGCUAACAGUUUUGUUUUUAGUCUUGUAUAAGUAAGAUGUGCUAUUCUGCUGGAGGCAUGGUCUCCAAACUAGUCUGUAUGUUUAUCCUAUAAAAUUUUGUUUAAUUUUUGUUAAGAAUAACAUUGACCUUGGCUGUAAUAUAAAAGUGUCUGAAUAUUUUGAUAAAUAAACUUUGACUAAUACUU
This is a messenger RNA of Colossoma macropomum (tambaqui), 3917 nucleotides long. RefSeq lists its product as uncharacterized. The record is from RefSeq and is a predicted model, not a curated record. NCBI's taxonomy places the organism in Eukaryota, Metazoa, Chordata, Actinopteri, Characiformes, Serrasalmidae. The transcript is spliced from 5 exons. The coding region runs from base 499 to 1452 and encodes 317 amino acids.